Molecule: messenger RNA, 6838 nt
Organism: Vespula vulgaris
Lineage: Eukaryota; Metazoa; Arthropoda; Insecta; Hymenoptera; Vespidae
Exons: 8
Coding region: 851-1750 (299 amino acids)
Source: RefSeq, a predicted model, not a curated record
CUAAGUUUUAAUCAAUUAUCACGUUUGUUAUUAAUAAGUUCUAUAUAUAGAUAUUUGUUAAAUCGUUGAUGAAUUUUUCCCGUAGAUACCUUCUGAUUCAUUGACGAAUUUUUGUCAUAGAUAUCUACUAAAUUAUUUAUGAUCUUUAAUUGUCGAUACUAAUUAAAUUAUUAGCGAAUUUUAAUCGUAGAUAUAAAUGAACGGUCAUUGACGAAUUUUUAAAUACCUAGUAAAUCGUUGACUUUUUCAAUAGAUACUUAUUCAGCCAUUGACGAACUUUUACAUACCUAUUAAGUCAGACGAAUAUUAUAUAAUUUUAUAUAAUAACAUAAGUAAAUUAUUGAUAAAUUCUAGUUUAGAUAUAUCAACGAAUUUAAACAUAAUUUAUUAUAUGGCAACAGAUAAGAUUCAUUGUUGACAAACAUAUUGAUAAAUUGUUCAAAAAAAAGUAGGACAAUGACAAUGUAUAGUUUCGAAAUUAAAUAAUAUUUAUAAAGAUAAAUUGAUGUAAAUAAAACUAUUAAUAACGUUGGAAGUAUUGUAGAAAAUGUGACACAAAAGAAAACGAUUUUGUAACGCUGUCAUUUUUAAAAAGGUUUCUAUUCGAAUGGGCACGAUCCUGAAGAAUGGAGGUCGAGAGUUGAAGGUCGAAAAAAGCGUAGGGGUGAGCUUAGUUACGACGUUCCUUCACAAUGUAAUCCAUAGCGAAGGCCGUGGCAUGUGCUGGCGGCGGGGGCGACGACGCAACUACUACAAAUAGGCCGCAGCUUCGUCGAAAGCACCUAUCCACGCAAGCGAACCAGUCGCGUGCUUCUUCCUUACCAGGGGUGUGUCGAAUGGCCGCGUGGAUAUGGCAGGAGAAUAUUUUGAGACGACGUAUGUACCGGAAAUCAAGGAUGCCGAGAGCAAAGAGCGAGAAAGACAACUCGUUCAAGAGGGCACGGCUAUGUGGAAGCACCGGAAGGAGGAGUUUCUACGUCAAAAGCAUCGAGAACAACGAGAAUUGCGAGAGAUUCUGGAGAACUACUCGCCUUGGGGUAAACCAGGCGGUGGUGCUCCGUGCCCAGCAACCUUAAGAAAGAAAAACGUUCUUCUGGAGCCAUUGGAACCCGUCAAGAGUCAUAUGGCUGGUCAGUCUGUGCAGUCCUGGCCCUGGGGUCGUCCUGGUCCUGGAGGACUUCCUUGGAGGGAUCCGAAGUUACUGGGUGUGCACUUUCUGGAAUCUAUGGGGUGGACCAGUGAUUCGACGAUCCGGAAGCUAUCUCGUAAAAGAGACAUCGAUCCUCUGACUGUUCCAGACAUGAAUAAAUUCUUCGAUGCGAAUGUGGAAUCGGAUAUUGCAUCGCAUUUACAAUCGUCAAGGGAUACGAGAAGUCUCUACAACGAGGAGGUCCAGGUGUACAAGCUCACUGGUGGUGUAGAAUUAGUGCCGUUGUUAACCAGCAGACGUUAUCAUUCACAACCGCAGAGUAUUCGCUAUCAUGUGACUGAUAUUACUCGGCCAGGGUAUACGAUAGAAUCCCUGCGUUCACUCGAAAUCUCUAACCGAAAAUACAUCGCAGAGCUUGCUGAACAGAUACGAUGGAAACAGGAUAGAGCAUGCGAGGAACGUCGCGCGGAACAAGAAAGCUGCAGACGACAUUUCGAUACUUGGCGAAAGCUCUGGGGUAGACCGGGUCAUGGUGCACCCAUAGAUCAUGUUCACAGAAACAAUCUUUAUAAUAUUCUCUACCGUCCGGUUAUUUAUUGAAUUUCUACGCAACGUGUCUCGUGACUUGGAAACUUAUGAACGAAAUUGGAUAUCAAUGGUAUUAGAAAGCUUUCCUUGUUAUCUUCGUUAGCAUUUCAAUCCACUUUUGUAGAUAUCAUCGAAUUAGAUUAGAGAGACCAGAAAUUACGAAGGAAAAGAAAGGUUCGGAGAAUGAUUGCAUAUCUUGUCAAAGAACUGUCACGAACCGAUAAAGAGAAAGAAGAUCAGACGAAGAUUAUUUUUAUAAUCUUAUUAUUAGAUUAGAUGAAGAUUGAAGAUUAGAUUCUACUCGUAUCAUUACGAUGAAUUUCAGAGAAAUAAGAAAUCUGAAAAAGAUACUUUGUUGUCGUUUAUAUCAUGGUGAAUUGCUUGGAGAUGAAAAAGCGACGAGUUUGUCAGCAGCCUAUUAAAUUUUAUGAAAGUCUGUCGCUAGGAGCUUCGAAGAGACGUUUGAUAAACCUGCACCGUGGGACGUAGACCGCGAUUGACCAGACCUCAAAGGAGCAAUCUCGAGAGGGGAUGCAGCUCGAUCGACGGGUAUUAAAUUUCAUGAACGCCAAGGAACGAUCAUUUGAAUAUAUGUAUGGUCGGGGUUAGAAAGUGCCCUUAGUCGUUGUUGUCAAAAGAAACUGCAUCCAUGUCCGAAGGUAAAAUUUUAAGCUCUCUAAGAAUUCCUCUUGUCGCGUAAAAAAAUAUAUCCGAUCAUAAAAUUAAAUUUUCAUUUUAAAUAGUGAUCCUUGUUACGUGUGCGAGAAAAGAACAUCUCGUAACAUUGGAAAUUUGACAUAAAGGGAGUAAUCCGAGCGUAUUGACAAAGUUUAAUUACUUUUUAAAUAUUAUCCAAGUACAAUAAAUAUCCCUAGAAAUCGAAAUUUUUUUGAUAAUUAAUUGUUUCACGGUGCUCGUUUGUACUCGAUUCACUCGAUAUAUGUUAAUUAGACCGAGAACGACAGGGAGUUGUCUUGCUAAUGGACUCCUAAUUUAAUUGGGCUCACUUCAAGGGAUAUGGUUCUCGGUUUGUAUCUUCAAAGGGUCAAGUGUCUCUCCCUCUAUUUUUUCUUCCCUCUCCCCAUUAAAGAGAAACAACGAAGCCUUCUCUCUUUCCUGUUUUGCUAGAAAAGCGACUCGCAUUCUCUGUAGGUAACCUCGCACAUUCUCUGUAGUCUCACAUUUCCCCCGCCUUUAUUCCCCUACAGACCUACUCUCACUCUCUUCUCCCCCUCUUUUCCCUUUCCUCAUUCAGCGGUAGCGCGUUGUGCAGUUAUACGAGCAACCACUGUGCUUUCCCUAUUGUCUGACUAUUGUGUACCCGUUACCACUGUGCGUCGGACCGUUUGUAUAAAGGGUGAUUCAUUUUCAGCGAAAUAUCAGUUCCUGCGCCUCAUGAAUUUCAACUCUCGCAAGCGCGUAAAACCACGCGUCCUGUAUAUUUAUCUCUCUUGCUACGCGUAUAUCCCUCUUAUUCUCUCUCUUCCGUAUCCAUUUCCCGUUACGUCUUCCGUUCUCUCUCCCUAUCACGUUACUCCUCUAUCUUCCUUUACUAUCUAUGCGUUUUCUAGCGAGAUGACGUUAGCCCGAUUACUGCCCAGCGCGUGGUUUUGCGCAAGCGAGGAUCACCGGACCUCGUUACACACUUUUUCCUUCCUUUUUCCGUCCUAAAUAAUUCUCUUAUCGCGAUUAUAUUGUGAACGGAUGAACCGUGUAAAGUCGCAUUUAAAUUUCUCGGUUCUCGUUGUGAAGCAUAGAUAGCGAGUGAUACUGGUAUUUAAUAGAUUAGAUGCGUAUUAGAUUCUUUAUUAUAACAGAUAUAUCAUGCGAUAGAUGAAUAUUUCUGUGCCGACUUUACCUGGCGAAAAGUCGUAUACAGCGAAUAAAUAUAUAUUUUACGAAUCAUUGACGAAUAUUUUUCAAGAUUUUAUUUAUUAGAAAUAUACGUGUAAUCUUUACAAUAAUACGAUUACGAUGAACCAUCCUCGUUUGCAGUGAUUCAAUCGAACGUCAAGUUUUAAACGAGAGAGUCGAUUUAAAGUGUAGAUUUGAAAGGGAGAAUGUGAUGGAAAAGAAAAAUUUGCGAAUCUCGAGAGUUGCAAACCGAUAUCAGAAAUCCACUAGAACACUCGCACCCACCGAAGGAAUAAUAUUUGUUCGCGGUUCCAUCGUGAUGUACGUGACGUGAUAGUAGAUGGUCUAUAUGGAUAUAUCUUCGUUUGCGUAUGUGUGCAUGCAUAUGACGUGGAACUCGUAUUCGUUCUUUCUCACGGAGUUUCCGUUCGGCUCGACAACGAAGGACGACGUAUGGCAAAUUUGAAUUUCGAUAUGGUGCGAUGACUUUGCUUUUUCCAGGAUUUUUUUUUAUUCAGAUCUUUAUCAAACCUUCGCGAUAGGAACAGGAUCGGAAAGUUAUUUUGUCGAUUCGUUUAUUCUCCCAUAUGUAUGUAAUAUUUCAAUAAUUAAAAUAAAAAUAUCUAAUACGUAAAACUCUUAGAAACAUUUCUAGCCAAAUAAGAAAUAGUAAGUAUCAAUGUUACUGUCAUUAUCGAUUUCAACGAGAACAUUUUUUAAUGUCUUAUUUAAUCUAGUUGCUUUUGCAAACAAAAGAAUCAAAGCCAUUUCUCAUCGAUAAGGGAGAGAGGCUCUGUGAACGUCUACCGUUCAUGCGUGGCUGAGAUGUAUUCAUUCUAUAUAGCAAAAAAACGUGAUCGUUUCGCGUCUCAAUAGUAGCAAUGUGUACCGAGUCGAAGAGGAACACAGAGAAGAGAAAGAGAGAUGAAUAUAGAGAAGCGAAAAAUACGAAAUCUUGUUAUCGCGGUGACUCGAACGACGAGCUAUUCAUCAAGCGUAUCAUUUCCACAUAGCUCGGCCGUGGUGCAGUGAUGAAUGCGCGCUCGUAAUUAGAAUUUUUUUCGGUAUAUACAGGGUGUAUGUAAAUUAUAAGUACAAGCCUUAUGGGCAGAUGGAAAUCAUCGAAAAAGGAACAAAAUAGGUUUAAUAUAAAUAUGUUUUGAAAUGAAUCGUUUCAAAGAUAUGCAAUUAUUUUAUACGAUUACAUGUGCUAUGAAUAACAGAAAAACAAAUUUGUUCGAAGGCAUCAUUGCUAAAUAUUUCCUUAUGGGUUUUUUUUUAGAAAAUUAAAGUACGAAUACUUUUCUGAUAUGUCUAUAUUUUUAAUAAAUUAUAUCCACUUGCAAUGUUUGUACUUAUAAUUCAUGUACACCUUGUAUAUACGUAUAAGUGUAUUGAGGCGCUAUAUCCUGUGAAAAAAGCGAGAAUGAGUAUGAGAGAGAAAGGGAGAGAGAGCGAGCGAGCGAGAGAGAGAGAGAGAGAGAGAGAGAGAGAGAGAGAGAGAGAGAGAGAGAGAGAGAGAGAGAGAGAGAAAAGAGAUAGAGACAAAAAUAGCGACCUAUGGAAAUUUCAACGAACAUGUUGCUCGUCAUCGGUUUUAAUGGCAGAUACCGUCCAUUUUUUGAGUUGCAUCGAUUCGGCCGAUUGCUCGGAUUAAUAUUCAGUAAAUUGUUGCGAGCCAUGCGCGUAAUACUGCUGCUCCGAUUGCCUCCCUUUCCCGCCACUACCACUUUUAUCUUUUUUAUCUUUCACGUUCACCAUCCCCAUGAUUAUCUUUCUCCCCUCUUAUUUUCUUUGCCGUCCUUCUCUGCUUUUUAGCGCCAACGUGCCGCUUUUAAUCGCCUCCUCGUAUUUCGCGCCCUUUUUUAAAGUUACAGGGUCGCGUGGUGAUUCGGAGGACAAUUCUCUCUCUCUCUCUCUUUCCUAAUUCACCGUGGUUUUUUAUCCAAUAUAGCCGUGGUACGGGUGAACACGGCUAUUCGAAAAAUUGUCCGGUGAAUGCUCGAUAAGCCGUGCGAAGAACACACGUAUUGCUCGAAAGUACAUACACGUAGUAUAAAUACUCACACAUUUUUAUCAACAACAAUAUGUAACUGUGUGAGUCUAUGCGCGAAUUCGUGAGUGUGUGUGUGUGUGUGUUGGUCGUUGCAUCGUUCAAAUAAAAAAAAAGAAAACGUGCCUUUUCCAGCUUGCUCCUAGUUUUUCCUCGUUUUUUAUACCAUCCGUUUUUCUACGCUACGAAAUAAUUACGAAGGUCUCCUGCAGGUAGUGAAUUUUAAGCGGGAUCGGAAUAUUUUACCGGAUGAACGAUAAAUUGGAUGUACAUAAAUCUUUGACGAAGAGAUAUUCAAAAAUUCCUUUCUUCAUUUUUUCUCCCAGUAUUAUCGGAAUAUUUAAUGCAAGGAAAAGUGUUAAUACCGUUUAUACUGUUUAAGAGAAAUUUUAUGCGAAUCACUUCUUUUAUUUCAUUUUCUACGUCAACUUUAAUAGGAUAGAAAGAGAAAGAGAGAAAAAGAGAAGGAGAAAGAUGGGUUUUACGAGCCACUCGUCGCACAAACUUUUUUCAUAUCUCUGACAUUAUAUCGCGCUACCUGAAGUCCCACUGAACUAUACUAUUCCAUUGCUGUCUCUUUUUCGUUUUCUCUCUAUAUAACUAUGGCAUCGUAGAUACAGAUACACGAAACCAGAAGACCAUUCUCAGUUUCAUUUUGAGCUUUCGUUGUACAAUUUAGAAUAUACUUCAUCGAUGUAAAAAAGGGUUUGCUUUUCGCGAAAGAUCGUGAAAGGGAUUCGAACCUCCGAGGGAAGCGAAAUUAUGACUCUCUUCGUUUUUGUUGUGGUGAAGCCGUUUAACACUGAAGAGUAGUAUAGGUGCAACUAGGACGACUCCUUUAUAUGGAAAGCAGCAUAUGGAAAUUUUCGCAGGUGUCGGUUUAUUGUCCCAUUCGCGAGUGAAACGACACACAGGGGAAUCAUCCCUCUAUAUACUUAUGCGAGAAGGGUUGCAACGCCGGGAGAUUUGUCACGGUACAUGCUCGCACGAACUCGAUUGGAUUAAAUUGUUCCGAUCUACCGGAACUUUAAACUCCAUCUCCCUCCAUCUCUGUCUUUCUUUCUCUUUCUCUCUCUCUCUCUCUCUCUCUUUGGACGAGUUUAAUCGAUUUUUUAAAGAAAACUUUUUAUCACUUCGUAUAUAUGUUCCUAUUUUACAAUUACAAUGAUUUAGUUUAUACACGAUUUUAAAUA